Messenger RNA from Mus caroli (Ryukyu mouse), 1076 nucleotides. RefSeq names its product proopiomelanocortin (gene Pomc). Gene Ontology annotation, biological process: regulation of corticosterone secretion. The record is from RefSeq and is a predicted model, not a curated record. Gene Ontology annotation, molecular function: hormone activity; G protein-coupled receptor binding. Lineage: Eukaryota; Metazoa; Chordata; Mammalia; Rodentia; Muridae. Gene Ontology annotation, cellular component: secretory granule; extracellular region.
GGGACCAAACGGGAGGCGACAGAAGAGAAAAGAGGUUAAGAGCAGUGACUAAGAGAGGCCACUGAACAUCUUUGUCCCCAGAGAGCUGCCUUUCCGCGACAGAGACUCGGCCUGACACCUGGAAGAUGCCGAGAUUCUGCUACAGUCGCUCAGGGGCCCUGUUGCUGGCCCUCCUGCUUCAGACCUCCAUAGACGUGUGGAGCUGGUGCCUGGAGAGCAGCCAGUGCCAGGACCUCACCACGGAGAGCAACUUGCUGGCUUGCAUCCGGGCUUGCAAACUCGACCUCUCCGCGGAGACGCCCGUGUUUCCAGGCAACGGAGAUGAACAGCCCCUGACUGAAAACCCCCGGAAGUACGUCAUGGGUCACUUCCGCUGGGACCGCUUCGGCCCCAGGAACAGCAGCAGUGCUGGCAGCGCGGCGCAGAGGCGUGCGGAGGAAGAGGCGGUGGGGGGAGAUGGCAGUCCAGAGCCGAGUCCACGUGAGGGCAAGCGCUCCUACUCCAUGGAGCACUUCCGCUGGGGCAAGCCGGUGGGCAAGAAGCGGCGCCCGGUGAAGGUGUACCCCAACGUUGCUGAGAACGAGUCGGCGGAGGCCUUUCCCCUAGAGUUCAAGAGGGAGCUGGAAGGCGAGCGGCCUAAUGGCUUGGAGCAGGUCCUGGAGUCCGACGCCCAGAAGGACGACGGGCCCUACCGGGUGGAGCACUUCCGCUGGAGCAACCCGCCUAAGGACAAGCGUUACGGUGGCUUCAUGACCUCCGAGAAGAGCCAGACGCCCCUGGUGACGCUCUUCAAGAACGCCAUCAUCAAGAACGCGCACAAGAAGGGCCAGUGAGGGUGCAGGGGUCUUCUCACUCCAAGGCCCCCUCCCUGCAUGGGCGAGCUAAUGACCUCUAGCCUCUUAGAGUUACCUGUGUUAGGAAAUAAAACCUUUCAGAUUUCACAGUCGGCUCUGAUCUUCAAUAAAGACUGCGUAAAUAAAGUCAAAACACAACUGUCCAGUUACACUAUCAUGUGACCAGAUGCUAGAGUGUAAAGAAAACAUUUCUCAACCUCCUUGCCCCAGCAAACACUCUUG